AUGGUGGUAAUGGUGGUGGUGGUAAUGAUGAUAGCAGUAGUGUUGAUGGUGGUGGUGGUUGUGAUGGUGGUAGCGGUAGUGAUGGUAGUGUGGUGGCGGCGGUGGCAAGAUGGUAGCGGUAGCGGUAGUGAUGGUUAUGGUGGUAGCGGUAGCGGUAGUGGUGGUGGUAAUGGUAGUGGUGGCAGUGGCAUAUAUGAUGGUGGCAGUUAUGGUAGUGGUGGUAGUUGUGGUAGCGGUGGUAGUGGCAUAUAUGAUGGUGGUGGUUGUGGUUGUGGUAGCGGUGGUGGCAAUGGUAGUGGCAUAUAUGGUGGUGGUGGUUGUGGUAGCGGUGGCGGUGGUAGCGGUGGCGGUGGUUGUUGUAGCGGUGGCAGUGGCAGUGGCAAUGGUAUGGUGGUGGUGAUAGUAGUAGCAGCAACGAUGGUGAUGGUAGCAGUGGCAUGA
Molecule: messenger RNA, 441 nt
Organism: Camellia sinensis
Lineage: Eukaryota; Viridiplantae; Streptophyta; Magnoliopsida; Ericales; Theaceae
Source: RefSeq, a predicted model, not a curated record